AUGCGGGCAAGCCUCAAGGUUCUUCUGGACUACCAGCGCCGCAAGGAAGAAGAGUACAAUUCGAAGGUGGAGAUGCCUUGCACUUUGCGGGGCGCCUCUUCUCCGGAGCAGAUGAACGUGGUGUUGGAGAUGGGUAGUCGCAGCAAUCGAAACGCAAUAUGGCGUCGCGACAGACCCAGCCGUAGCAGACAACCACUCGUUCAAGGACAACGGCACCACAAUCACUGUCCAGUACGAACACCACGAGUACCUUCUCGAGAAAGAUGGGUUGGCUUGCGAUUGCGAGUUCUCCCAGACGAUGAAGCUUCCAUGUCGACAUGCUAUGGUGUAUAG
Phytophthora nicotianae INRA-310 is the source of this 333-nucleotide messenger RNA. RefSeq lists its product as hypothetical. Lineage: Eukaryota; Oomycota; Peronosporomycetes; Peronosporales; Peronosporaceae. Bases 1 to 333 code for a protein of 110 amino acids. The transcript has a single exon. The record is from RefSeq and is a predicted model, not a curated record.